Molecule: messenger RNA, 1605 nt
Organism: Dictyostelium discoideum AX4
Lineage: Eukaryota; Evosea; Eumycetozoa; Dictyosteliales; Dictyosteliaceae
Product: alanine transaminase
Exons: 2
Coding region: 1-1605 (534 amino acids)
Source: RefSeq, a predicted model, not a curated record
AUGUUCAAAAGAAGUUUAAAAGUUUUAUUAUCAAAUCCACCCAUCAACAGAGUAAAGCCCUCUUCAACAAUUAUUCAACCACUUUCAAAUACUACUACAACAACAAUAAUUAAUAAUAAUAAUAUAACUAAUUUUGAAAAAAUGACACAUAAAAAAUCUAUGACAAUUGAUAAUAUUUGCCAAAAUGUAAGAAAUGCACAAUAUGCAGUACGUGGUGAAUUAGUUAUUCGUGCAGAAGCAAUUUCACAUCAAUUACAAAAACAAAAAACAGAAGGCACAAAAACAUUACCAUUUGAAGAGAUUGUCUAUUGUAAUAUUGGUAAUCCACAACAAUUGAAACAAAAACCAUUAACUUAUUUCCGUCAAGUUGUAUCAUUAGUUGAAUGUCCAGAUUUAUUAGAUAAUCCAUACGUUGAAAAGAUAUAUCCAGCCGAUGUUAUCUCACGUGCUAAAGAGAUAUUAGGAUCAAUUAAUAAUACAACAGGUGCCUAUUCCAAUAGUCAAGGUAUUGGUUUAGUUUUAAGAUCAGUUGCAGAUUUCAUAGAGAGACGUGAUGGACAUAAAUCUGAUCCAUCCGAAAUUUUCCUUACAGAUGGUGCAUCAGUUGGUGUACAACGUAUUUUGAAACUUUUAAUUAAAGAUCGUUCAGACGGUAUCUUAAUUCCAAUUCCACAAUAUCCACUCUACAGUGCCACCAUUGAAUUAUAUAAUGGCAGUCAAUUAGGGUACCUAUUAAAUGAAGAGAAAGGUUGGUCACUCGAGAUCUCCCAAUUGGAGCAUUCCUACAAUGAUGCAGUUUCAAAGGGUAUUAAUCCACGUGCACUCGUUAUCAUCAAUCCAGGUAAUCCAACUGGUCAAUGUUUAGAUAGAGCAAAUAUGGAAGAGAUUGUCAAGUUUUGUUUAGAAAAGAAUGUAGUAUUAUUGGCUGAUGAAGUCUAUCAAGAGAAUGUUUAUGUCAAAGAGAGUAAACCAUUCAUCUCAUUCAAAAAGGUUGUCAAAGAUAUGGGUGGUGAUUAUGCAGAUUUAGAGAUGGUUUCAUUCCAUUCAGUUAGUAAAGGUUUCGUUGGUGAAUGUGGUAAACGUGGUGGUUAUAUGGAAUUAAAUGGUGUCACUCAAGAUGUUAAAGCUGAAAUUUAUAAACUCGCAUCAAUUGGUUUAUGUCCAAAUGUUAUUGGUCAAUUGGUUGUUGAUUUAAUGGUUCGUCCACCAGUUGCUGGUGAACAAUCACAUGAUCUCUACCUUAAAGAAAGAGAUAAUAUCUAUGAAUCUUUAAAAAAACGUGCAAAUCUCUUAACAAAUGCUUUAAAUAAUCUUGAAGGUGUAACUUGUAAUCCAUCAGAAGGUGCAAUGUAUGCUUUCCCACAAAUUCGUCUUCCAGCUAAAGCUGUAGAAUAUGCAAAUUCAAUUGGUAAAGCACCAGAUGCUUACUAUUGUAUUCAAUUACUCGAAGCCACUGGUAUCUGUGUUGUACCAGGUAGUGGUUUCGGUCAAAAAGAUGGUACUUGGCAUUUUAGAACUACCUUCUUACCUUCUGAAGAAGCAAUUGAAGGUGUUUGUAAGAGAAUCGCUGAUUUCCAUCAAUCAUUUAUGAAUAAAUAUAAAUAA